Sarcophilus harrisii (Tasmanian devil) is the source of this 837-nucleotide messenger RNA. RefSeq names its product ATP synthase peripheral stalk subunit d (gene ATP5PD). The transcript has 6 exons. Gene Ontology annotation, biological process: proton motive force-driven ATP synthesis. Lineage: Eukaryota; Metazoa; Chordata; Mammalia; Dasyuromorphia; Dasyuridae. Bases 275 to 760 code for a protein of 161 amino acids. Gene Ontology annotation, molecular function: proton transmembrane transporter activity. The record is from RefSeq and is a predicted model, not a curated record.
CAUACCCGGGCCGGCCCAUUCCCAUUCUGAGGCGGGGAGAGCCGGACCGGCCCAACGGCAGAGGAAAGAGGGGGCCGCGCCCCAGCCGGAGCCGGGAACUCCCCCAUUCCCGGGGGGCGGGGUCUCUGGGACCCUUUUGCUAUCCCAUUGGUCUCGGCUAACGGAAGACGAGCCUCUUCCAUAAAGUGAUUGGUUGGAAGGCGAUUUCCGGUGACGCUCUUCCGGUUGCUUUCUGUCCCGAGCUGUACGCCGCCGCGGUCGCUGAAGUUCCAAGAUGGCUGGACGAAAACUUGCUUUGAAAGCUAUUGAUUGGGCAGCAUUUGGGGAAAUCAUACCUAAAAACCAGAAAGCCAUUGCUAAUGCCUUGAAAUCCCAUAAUGAAUAUCUUACUAACAGAUUGACUGCUCUGCCUGAGAAGCCACAAGUAAUCAACUGGGCUUAUUACAAGCAGAAUAUAGCCAAGCCUGGCCUUGUGGAUGAGUUUGAGAAGAAGUACAAUGAGCUAAAGAUUCCUGUUCCAGAAGAUAAAUAUACUGCCCUAGUGGAUGCUGAAGAACAGGAAGAUGCAAAAUUUGGUGCUGAACUUGUGAAAGCUUCAAAUGCUAGGAUUGCAGAACUUCAGAAAGACAUGGACAAGAUCAAGAAUAUAAUUCCUUUUGAACAGAUGACCGUUGAGGAUUUGAACCAAGCCUUCCCUCACACCAGACUGGACAAAAAGAAUUAUCCUUAUUGGCCCCACCAGCCAAUAGAGAACCUCUAGAAUUGAGCCUCCAAGGAAGCUGUAGACCUUCUCUUGCAUGCUCCUGAAUCCAGAAUAAAGCAGUUGUACAGUCUUAA